This is a messenger RNA of Physcomitrium patens, 1067 nucleotides long. RefSeq lists its product as uncharacterized. NCBI's taxonomy places the organism in Eukaryota, Viridiplantae, Streptophyta, Bryopsida, Funariales, Funariaceae. The record is from RefSeq and is a predicted model, not a curated record.
GGUAAGUCAUCAACAGUGAGUUCCGGUGAGUUUGUAAAAGGGGGCGCAUUGCCAACGGCCGGCGGCACUCGCGGUGCGCUUCAAAAUUGCGAUUGCCCGGGCCGAAUUCUGUGAGAGAAGGCGAGGCAGAGAAUACAAGUUGUGUUUGGUAUGAUUGUGUGGAGCUAUUAGCAAUUGGGUAGUGAGGGUUUGAGAGUUUCGAAGGGCGAUGGCUACGCAAACUAGCGGAGGAGGAGGAGGAGGAGGCUUGGCGUCGGAGACGAAGAAGGACGUGGUGGAAUUGUGCUACUCGGGGGAAGAAUCGCUGAGCAAGGCCGUCGAGCUGCUGAAGGAUUUCGGUCUGCCUGAUGGGUUGUUGCCGAUGCAGGACGUGGUGGAGUGUGGGUACAACAAGGAGACCGGGUUCGUGUGGGUGACGCAGAAGAAGCCCAUCGUGCACACUUUCAAGCAAAUCUCGAAGCAGGUGAGUUACAGCGAUAAGAUCACCGCGUACUUGGAGAAGGGCAGGCUGCGGAAGCUCACGGGCGUGAAGGCGAAGGAGUUCCUGUGGGUGUCAAUCGUGGACAUUGCCAUCGACAAGAACGACAAGGAGAAAAUAUACUUCACGAGCUUCUCCGGUCUCGGGAGGUCUUUCCCUGUCAAAGCUUUUGUUCGAGGGGCUUGAAGCGGCCUCGUGUUCUUCGUCGUUGUGUAGGUUUUUUUUUUUUCUUUCGGUUAUUAGGAUGAUGACCCAAUUCGUGUCUCUUUCAAUGGGGGCCAAUCAAUCUCCCCAUGUCCAUAUCAACUUGGCAGGUUUUUAAGAUUCUCCGAGGAGAUCACCACUUCUGCCGCCACCGACGUUGUAGAGCUACUGGACAUAGCCAUUAAUCUCAUGCUUGUGCUUAUUUCUUUUUUUCUUUGUUGUAUACUGUCUCACAGCCGCGCUUGUUUUUAGCACAAGUUUAGUCUGCUAGAGCAGUACACGCCAUAGCCUCAGUUCGAGAAGACGUGAACCUUGACAAACAUUUUUGUUAUUUGUAAUUUAUGCAAAGCAAAACUGCUUGGCAGUUUUUGUAUUCUUCCUCAAA